CGGGUGAAGGCGUGGCGCGUCGAGCGUGCGCUCUUGCGAGCGCGUACCGGCUGAUGAGCAUGGGCAGCGGCUGAAAGCCGGCUCUCUUCUGUGCCGACAGCGGACGAGGACGAGGCCGAGCGAAGCUGAGGAGCAUGUCGGGGAGCUCUCACCUCAUCCAUACCUGACACGGAUCGCCAGGAGCGCAAAGAUGACGGAGGGAAAAGUUUGCCAAGUUCAGCUGUUGGAUGACAGGAAGCUCGAACUGCUGGUUCAGCCGAAGCUACUGUCCUAUGAGCUCCUAGACCUUGUGUCCUCCCACUUCAACCUCAAAGAAAAGGAAUUCUUUGGGCUCGCAUUUUUUGACGAUAAUGGUCAGUGUAAGUGGCUGCAGAUGGACCGCAGAGUUCUUGAACAUGACUUUUCGAAGAAGCCUGGGGCCAUUGCUCUAAAGUUCAUGGUCAGAUUUUAUGUUGAAAACAUUACUCAGCUGAAGGACAUCAUCACGGUGGAGCUUUUCUACCUUAACGCUAAAUCUGCAGUGUACAAUGGAAUGAUUGAAGUGGAAACGGAGAAUGUCUUCAAAUUAGCUGCAUAUGCUUUGCAGGAAGCUAAAGGAGACUACACGAGCAAUGAAAACACUCGGGCUGAUUUGAGGAAACUACCAACGCUCCCCACCAAAGUGCUGAAGGAACACCCCUCUCUGGCAUACUGUGAGGAUCAAGUCAUUGAAUGUUAUAAGCAGCUGACAGGAGUUUCAAGAGGACAGGCCAUUGUACAGUAUUUGACGUUGGUUGAGUCUCUGCCAACCUAUGGAGUGCAUUAUUAUGAGGUUAAGGAUAAACAAGGAAUCCCUUGGUGGCUCGGAAUCAGCUAUAAGGGCAUUGGCCAGUAUGACCUGCAGGACAAAUUAAAGCCUCGGAAGUUGUACCAGUGGAAGCAGCUAGAAAACCUGUACUUCAGAGAGAAAAAGUUUGCAGUGGAAGUUAAUGAUCCACACAGGAGAGCAGUAACCAAACGAACAUUUGGACAAACGGGCCUCCUCAUCCAUACAUGGUAUGCCAGCCAUUCUUUGAUCAAGACCAUCUGGGUCAUGGCAAUUAGCCAGCAUCAGUUCUACUUGGACAGAAAGCAAAGCAAAGCUAAACUUGGAACAGCUAAAAGUGUGGAGGAAAUUGCCAUGGAACUCACAGAGCACGGAGGGGCAAAGAUGAACAGGCUGGGAGAUGUAGGCUUGAAGAAUAACUUCAUAACAGCCAGCAAUGGGAGUCUGGUUUCUACUGGUUCUGCAGACUCUGAAAUGAGUGAAGAACAAAAGAAAGAAAGGCUCUCUGAACUUAGGAGGAAGGAAAAGGAGAUCCAAGAUAUUUUGGCCAAGAAAACAGAGGAGCUGAAGAAGAUUUGCCGUCGAGAGGCGGAACUGACUGGAAAGCUGCCAAAAGAGUAUCCUCUCUCCAAAGGUGAAAGACCACCACAGGUCAGACGACGAGUCGGCACCGCUUUCAAGUUAGAUGAGCUUUUCCCUUACAACGAGGAUCCCUUCCUCAGGAACCUGGAAAGCAGAUUUGCCCUCCAACAAAAGAUCGUGGAGGCUGCGAAGAAGCUCGCAAAUGAAUCAGAACUGUGCAAAACUGUCAAGAAGAAAAGGAGAAGAAACUGUCGGGAUGCCAUGCAAAAGCUCCAGCAGAUAGAAGAUGAGAUGAACCAGUACAGAAUCAAGAAAGGGGAAAAGCCCACUCAGCGGGCAUCAGUGAUCAUCGCAGAUGAUCUCGCCCGAUCUGACUUCAGCUCUAUGUCUAGUCUCCCUCUGGAUGAUGAUGAUUCUGAUGGUGGGAUUCAAAGGCCACGCUCACGAUCUGUUCAAGGCUCCCCUCAGCUCAGCCCGCUGCACUCGCUGGUAGCGGAAUAUGAUGUAGAGAACCACAGUUCCCCAGGUAGAAACCGCAAGAACCACGGCAGAUUUGUUUGUGAUGGCCAGGCGGCCUUACAGUACUGCCAAAAUCCAAGUGAGGGCUCCUCUACUCACAGUAGUCCAUAUAAAACCCUUCCGAGACCUCCUAGAGACCCACGCAGCAUGCCUGCUACCCCAGUUAUGACCCGAAAUGCCUACAGCAGCAGCCAGCUCAGGUCGGAGGCUUCUUCUCACUGCUUCAGGCAUCGCAGUGGAAGUCUGGAGUCUCAACACCAGCUGGGAACUGACAUGGACCCAGAGAAGCCUGUCUUCAUCCUGUCAUCACACCACAGCAACAGCACAGAGGUGUUGGAGAACUGCUCCUCAUACACCAGCCAGUCCAGCCUGGAAUGCUGCGGUGCAGCUAACUCCCAUUACAACACAAUUGACUCGCGUACCUCAACCAUGCAUCAUCUUCGCCGAAAAGUUGAAGUGUACGGGAAUACCGGAAGUAUGCCCAACUUGGUCCAGCACCAUCCUGGUUAUAAUUACUCAUCUGACACCUCAACGAACUAUGCACCCAGUGCCUACUAUGUUACUGGAUACCCGUGCCCAGACAUGGAUCCCUACACCAAUGGAUCUUGUGUGUACGAAAGUGACGUGGAAGGCCGCUACAACGUCAACCCGAAUUACCAAAUGAAUGGCUGUCACGGAUACAGCAGAUUCCGGCACUACAACAGCGAUGGGGCAGACAGUCUUUCUCAGAAUCCUUAUGCCACGGUGAGGCCCCCGCGGAGUAGAGAGGGCCCAAGAAAUGACCUCUUGGCCAAGAACAUGCAGAAAGCUCUGGUGGCAGAGCAUCUAAGAGGCUGGUACCACCGGCACAGAGGCCACAGGGAAGACGGCAGGGGACCCAUGGUUGGAUAUGACUUUGACAACAGCACACAGCUGGGCUACCAAACAAUGCCAGCAGGUUUCAGCCACUCCAGCAGAACCACGUCUUAUUCAUCAGUGUCGUCAGCAGAGAGCACAGGAAAUUGGCGCAACCAGCUGGCAGUGGGGUUGGCAGAGUUUGAUUCACCUGACACACCUCAGUACCCUCGUCGAUCUCCGUACAACCCCAGUCCCACGUACAACAGAUAUCAUUACCAGGACAGAAACUACAUGAGCAUCCACUGAGGAGGACCAAACGCUGGCACAAACUGCUUUAGGAGCCAGGAGCACAUGAAGGGAAUGGAGCUGAAAAGAGGCCAUACACACAGUUAUGUUUGCAGUCACAGUCUUUGGGGACUUUCUUUUUGCAGAGAGGUGUACUCUGUCUUCAUGUUUGAGUAAGCUCUGGACACGCUGAUGACACUCUUGAAUGACUUCCCCAUGUGCCUUGGACUGGAUGAAUCGUAGAGGCAGAUGAGAAUGUGUCAAGUUGUUGCACAAGUACAGUGGACUUUAACCCUACUGUGGAUUAAGUAUGACAAAAAAUGACAACAUGUAUUUUAAACUCAAACUAGCUACUGCCUUAUUCAAUACAGUAGACUAAACAAUCCUUAUUUUCAUCUCACAAUAAAAGGUAGUCUUGCCUAUUUCAUUAGGAUUUUUCAUAGACAUUACAUCACUUGAUUCAAUCAUUACAGUGUGCUUUAUCAGUGAUGGAUUUCUGUCUUAAUUUCUUUUUUUGGAAAACAUGAAAUCAGAAAUGUUGUUAAUAUUGUUCAUAGAAUCAUUGUUUUUGUGCAGUAUUGUGUUUUAAAAUGCAUGGGCAAACAUUUUGUAAAAUACAAAACAAUUCAAAAACAAUUUUUUUAUUUUAAAAAAAUGGAAAAAAGUAACUGCCAUUGAAACUUUGUCCAUGUGAUUUUUUUUAUUUCAUUUGUGCGGUUGAUGUGUAGCUAUAUGUUGUAGAUCCUGUGAUAAAAUAUUUUCCAUUUGAAGAGAGCAGGUGAAUAAAAUACAUGUGUGACUCAUG
Messenger RNA from Oryzias latipes (Japanese medaka), 3833 nucleotides. RefSeq names its product FERM domain containing 4Bb (gene frmd4bb). NCBI's taxonomy places the organism in Eukaryota, Metazoa, Chordata, Actinopteri, Beloniformes, Adrianichthyidae. The record is from RefSeq and is a predicted model, not a curated record. Gene Ontology annotation, biological process: establishment of epithelial cell polarity. Gene Ontology annotation, cellular component: bicellular tight junction; adherens junction; cytoskeleton.